GUGCUGUCUAUUUUUGCCUUUGCCACAACCACCAGCCAUUCGACGUCGACCAAGUUCUCCGCUCAUUGUAUCAACAGAACUCAACCUGUGACCUUCUCUUACAGCUACCCGUACGACUUGACCAAAGUAUGCUUCUCUCAGCCCGUGUGUGGAGCUGGUACCAAAAACGCUACAGAUUCCUUCUGUCUGCUGGCUGGGGCACAGUCGGCAGCUCAGUUCUAUGUCUUUGUGGGUGUCAUUGUCUUCCUCUACUGCCUUACAUCGCUGGUAUUCUAUAUCGUGUUUGAUACCUUGUACAGAAGAUACUCCAGGAUUGUUGUUGCUGAUUUUAUUAUUUCCAUUGUUCUGACGGUACUCUGGGUGAUAUCAUCCUCGGCUUGGGCUGCAGGAGUCGCAGACGUCAAGACGUACACAGAUCCUGCAGAGGGUGGCAUCAUAGGACCCACCAGUAAAGUGACAGACUGCCAAAAGCCGGGCAGUUGCACCGUUGACCACCUUGGCAACUUUGCUAGCCUCAAUGUUUCAGUUAUAUUCGGCUUUCUCAACUUCCUUGUCUGGCUGGGCAACCUCUGGUUCCUGUACAAAGAAACGCCUUGGUUCAAAGUGCAAGCUAAACCCCCAAUGCAGCCUGGAGCAGUUUCCGAGACAGACCCACAACGAGUUUAG
This is a messenger RNA of Candidula unifasciata, 666 nucleotides long. NCBI's taxonomy places the organism in Eukaryota, Metazoa, Mollusca, Gastropoda, Stylommatophora, Geomitridae. The record is from the annotation of a GenBank genome assembly.